CUUUAUUCUCAAACUGCGUUUUCGCGUGGGCGUGUUGCAAAGAUUUCUCGGCCUACAUAUAAGUCGACACUCGACCUUACAAGGCUCUGUCCCGAACGAUCGCUGCUCCAACAAAUUAAAUCGUUUGGAACAACAAAAAGCGCGGGAACAUAAUAAUGAGUCAUUGGUGAGCAAAUCAUAGAAGACUUCGAAAGGCUUUGAGAAUACCAACGGGCUGUCGAACGCAAUUAUUGGUGUUUGGACGAAAGGAAGGUGAUAUACACGAAGAUCACUUCCAAGCAAAAUGGCUAGCAGCCAAAGCUAUCUAGGUACCUGUGCAAAAUGCUUGGGUGUAAUUUCAGAGAAAGCCUGCACAGCAGAAAAAUUGAAUUAUCAUCAGCGAUGCUUCGUUUGUUCGCUUUGUUACAAAGAAUUGUAUGGAAAUCCGUAUUAUACCAUGAAUGGAAAGCCUUAUUGUGAAGAGGAUUAUUUGAGUAAGCUCGACAAAUGCGCCACUUGUAAUCGUCCGAUACUGGAAAAGGUUCUGAAAGCGGAAGGUCACAAGUUUCAUCCAGAAUGCUUCCGGUGUGCAGUUUGUAAAAAAUGCUUGGACGGCGUUCCCUUCAGCGUCGAUGAUCAGAAAAAUGUCCUGUGCAUGGACGAUUACAAAAAGAAAGUGGCACCUCAAUGCGCACGAUGUAAGAAGCCCAUCGCUCCUCCUUCUUACACAAAUGAAGUAACUCGUGUGUUAGCAAUGGGAAAUAGCUACCAUACCACUUGCUAUCGCUGUGAGGACUGUGGACUUCCCUUAUCUUCUAACAGUGACGGCAGAGGUUGUUAUCCCCUGAAUGACCGCCUUUACUGUUUUGACUGUCACAAACGAAGAGCUCCCAAUGUGGCAAAGAUGCAAAGUGGAAAGAAGAAAUAAAGAUUAUUCCCUGCUGAUGAUAUUUAGAUGAGCGCAGCUUCAAUUUUAAAGAAUUUCAUACCAUUGAUAUCUGCAUAUAUGCUAUGAAUAAUGUAAUGCAGCUAAUAAUCGAUAUAUUGUUUUUAUAUCAACUUAAUGAUGAUUUAGUACCUCAGAUCCAGAAAAAAGGCACUAGAGUAAAGCUGAAACGACAUAUUUUUAGUAUAUUACCAGAGCAGUUGUUUUUGCUGGAUCUCAAAAAGCUUCAACUGAAUUAAUGAGAAAAUAUCAUAUGUUUUACAAAUUUUUUUUCAUGCAAUUAACAAACAAUACAAAGUUGAUAAAUAUUUAAUACUACAUUGCAUAACAAAAUGCAUUUAGAAACUUCUAAUUUAUCAAAAAUGAUGUGAUAUUUCUAUCUGAUGACUACUUGCCUUUUAGUUUAUCAACAAAAAACAAUUUUGUAAAAAAAAUAUGUAUAUAUUGUAAUGAUAUGUGUGAUUAAAUUUGUUACUGUAUCAAAAUAUAUCAAGAUUUUAAAAUUUUAUUAAAAUGCAUUGUUUUAUUCCAACUAUAAUAACAAUUAAUAUAUGGUAAAAUGCUCAAAAUAAAAACAGUUUCCUCUUAA
Molecule: messenger RNA, 1514 nt
Organism: Stegodyphus dumicola
Lineage: Eukaryota; Metazoa; Arthropoda; Arachnida; Araneae; Eresidae
Product: LIM domain-containing protein 1-like
Biological process (GO): cell-cell adhesion
Cellular component (GO): stress fiber; focal adhesion
Source: RefSeq, a predicted model, not a curated record